Messenger RNA from Durusdinium trenchii, 711 nucleotides. NCBI's taxonomy places the organism in Eukaryota, Dinophyceae, Suessiales, Symbiodiniaceae. The record is from the annotation of a GenBank genome assembly.
AUGUCCAAGCUCGAUGACCAUGCAGAUUUGUCCACGGCCUUGAGAUCGCAUCAUUUGGGAACUGCCAGUCCUGCAGCUUCUACCUCUGCUUCAGCCCCAGAGAACCAGACUCGGACCUUGGCUUCGCCAGAGUGGGGCACCAAUCCGCCCAUCAACAUCCGCAGGAAACUGGCCUUGACUCCCUUGCCUACCAGUGGCUUUGAGAGUUCUACAGAGACCAUUGCCUCGGCUGACCUCGCACGGGUGCAAGGUGUCAAGAUUUGCGUUGGCAAGGACAAUUCGGUGUGGCUGCACAAUGUGGGCAGCCGUGAAGUGGACAUCCCUGAUGACCGAACGCUGCUAGCUUUGGACAAGCACCUGCACACCGUGGCAGACAUCUUUUGUGACGUGGCCAAGCAUCGAGGUGUCUCGGAGGAAGGAAACAACCGCAUGUUGCAGUACCGCUACACCGUGUCUUGCAACCCCAUGGUCAAUGCCUUCGUCGCGAAGGACUUGGGAAAUGACACAGAGAGGAUCAACAUGCGGGCAGCGCAAUUGGGGGCUGUCUAUCGCUCCAAGUUCUCACAGCUUCCGCGAGGAAGCAACGCGUGUAUCGUUUGGGAGGCAAAGGUGGAUGAAAGCGUUCCAGCAGUCUUGACACCGAUCAAACCGAAAUACUACUUGCUUGGAACUGUCUCUUUGAAGGCAGGCUUUGCAGUCUCACUCAAGUAG